AUGAAUUUUGUAUCCUAUAAUGAUAAUUGUACUAUAUACAUUGCAUAUAAUCAAAGUGAAUUAGUUUAUACACCACCAAUUUAUAUAUUUUUAGUUGUUCUAAGUCCUAUCGCAUUAAUUAUUAGUUGUUUAUCAUUAACUGUAUUAACACGACCACAAGCAAUACGUUUAGGUUCAAUGCGUAUUAAUUUAAUUACAUUAACAAUAUUUGAAGUAUUAUUAAAUUCUAUGAUAUUUUUAAUAUCAUUAUUUUAUACAACAAAUUUUCCAAAUGAUGAACAAAAUUUAUAUAAAACAAUUGUACAUAUUACAUGUUUUAUAUUAAUUGGUGGUGCAUUAUGUUCAAGAAAUUGGACUAUUACAUUAAUUUCAUUAGCACGUUGUGUAGCUAUAACAAAACCAAUGAUAUCACGUAAAACAUAUUCACAUUUAUUUCAACCAAAAUGGAUGGCUAUAUUUACUAUUAGUUGUAUUUUAACAGGAUUUAUAUUAAGUGCAUUAAGAUUAUUUGAAAUGCAUAUUGAUAUUUGUUUAAAUCAAAAUAAUAAAAUUAUAUUAAUACCAAGUUCAGAAUGGCGUAUUGUAAAAGAUUUAUUUUUUACAUUUCAAUCAGCUAUACCAAUAUUGAUUGUAGUAUUGACAACGGUAAUAAUGUUGAUUGCAUUAUUUCGUCAUAAAUUACCAAAUUUAAAUCAUCAUCAUGUAUCAGAUAGAAUGACAAGACGUUUGGAAACAAAUAAUAAUAAUAAGACUGAGCAUAAUAGUAUUAUUAAUACUAAUAAUACUGCGAAUAAUAAUAAUAUUGUAAGUAAUAAUCGUAGUUAUUCAUGUGCAACAAAACAUGAUUAUACACAUACAAGACAACAACAAAUUUUAUUAGAAUAUAAAUUAAAUGAACGCCGAUUACAUAAUCAGGCUAGAGCUACACGUAUGAUUACAUUAUUAACAGUUAUCUUUAUAUUAUUUGAAGCACCAGUAUUUUUUUGUGUAACAUUUGAAUAUAAAUUUGAUCGUGUACAAUUUGAUUUAGUAACAAAUGCAUUAAAAAGUUUAGUUGUUUUAGAUUCAUGUGCUAAUGUGAUUAUUUAUUUAAUAAUGAGUAGACGUUUUCGUCAAGAAUCUGUAAGAUUAUGGAGAUAUGCAAGAAGACAAACAAGACAAGUGUUAACUAAUCAAUCAGAGGUGAUAUUUUAA
Schistosoma intercalatum is the source of this 1194-nucleotide messenger RNA. Lineage: Eukaryota; Metazoa; Platyhelminthes; Trematoda; Strigeidida; Schistosomatidae. The record is from the annotation of a GenBank genome assembly.